AUGAACCCCCAACAACGAGUUGCUCCGUCGAACUUCUCCAAUUUGGAGGAUGACGACGUGGAGACUCGUAAGGUGAUUCUCGAAGAAAUUGGUAAACUGUGGAAGACCAAAUCGACGGACCCCUCGUUGUACUCAAAAGUGAGCGAUGGUGUCUAUGCUCGCAUUGGGAAGAGAUUCUCGCCAGCGAUACUGAAAAAUGUCCUUUCCAAAAUCGAGACCGAGUAUCGAAAGCUGCUCAACUCGGCCAUCGCUACCAGCGAUGUAUCGAAUCAAGUGAUGCAGUGGUGGCUUCACUCAUGGCCAUACAACAAGGCAUUUGCCUUUCGAUUCAAGGACUUUAAAGGGUUCGAAAAAAAGAAAAGAGAAGAAAAGAAAAAAGAGGAGGAGGAGGAGGAGCUCAGGAAUAGAGCUGCUCGACGGCUUCUCUCAGCACAAAGGCGAGCCCAACGGAACCAGACUCCUCAACCCCUGGGAAAUGGACUUUCUACUCCGACCAUGCCAGCUGCUUUCGGAGGAACCCAGGCGAGAGCGCGCGCUCCCAAGCGUUCUGCACCACAACUGGCUCAAGGUGCUGGAACUCCACGAAUCCCCAUUUCGGCAUCAGGAAUGGGAAAUGGAUUCUUGACUCCGUCCAUCCCAACAGCGGCUCUCGGAGGAGUCCAGGCGAGAGCUCGCGCAUCCAAGCGUGCUGCACCACAACUGCCUCAGGGUGCAGCCAUUCAACAAACCCCUCAUCUUCCAAUCAUGCGAAAUGGAUUACCACCUCCAGCCAAUGCAGCCACCGUCAGAAGUUUUGGAGUCCUCGCAGCUGGUCCGGUUCAGAACGGACCAUCAAGAGCCGAUGUGGCUGUUCAGGAGGUGGUGCAAGUCGCCAAUGUGGUGAACACAUUCCACCCAAACAGUGCUGGUCUCUUUGAGCGUGUCAUGAAAGACGCGCUCCUUAAAUUCUGGAGCGAGAUGGCGAAGGGAUCCAAUGGAGGCGUUUAA
Molecule: messenger RNA, 987 nt
Organism: Caenorhabditis remanei
Lineage: Eukaryota; Metazoa; Nematoda; Chromadorea; Rhabditida; Rhabditidae
Exons: 6
Coding region: 1-987 (328 amino acids)
Source: RefSeq, a predicted model, not a curated record